UGUGUGUGAGAGAGCUGGAUGUAUAUCUGUAUGUUAUAUGUAUGCUGAAUGAAUGUGUUAUGAAUGUGUUAUGAAUGUUAUAUGAACACAUGAGAGCUGCGCGCUGGAUUUAAUGUGAUCACACGGAACUACACGAGAUUCCUCCCUCAUGUCCUGCACGGGUCUGAAGAGACGUCUGGAGCCAGAGGACGGGGACGAGCCCGACACCCGCGCCAGGAAGAAGGCGGCGGCGGCACCAGGGUCGUCCUCGUCCUGCCGCGCCCAGAGACACGAGGUCCUGAAGCUGUCCCUGCAGAAACUGGGCGGGGCGUCUUCACUGGUGCACCGCGUCCUCAUCACCAACACGCUGAGGCUCAUCCAGAGGAACGAGCCUGAGAGGAACCCGGAGUCACCGGGGCGGCCGGGGGACACAAGCCUGGUCCUGGAGCAGGGCGACGGAACGUCCUCAGAGGGAGUCGAGGGUCUGAACCCGGGACCCGAAGAGGCGUCGCCCUCUCUGGAGAACCAGAGCGUAGGCGACGUGCCAGACAAAGACUCUCAACUCCACCCCGGUUGGUUCGAGCCCCUGUCGGACCUCACCCGCUCCCUCUGUUGGCCGGGCGCAUCGUUCCCCGCGGACCUCUCGCUGGACGACUUCCUCUACUCGGAGAUCGAUGACUUCCUGUGCGAGCUCGACCCCCACGCCCCCAUCGUUUCGGCGGUGAGCGACGACCUGAUGAUGAGUCUGACCGGCCAGACGUUCAGGACGGACCCCAACGAACUGGAGCGCAUCCUGGAAGUGCUAGUCGGCUCGUAAAAAAGGAGGACGAUCAGUGUUUGAUACGAGACGCUGGACAUCUCGGAUCAGCGAUGAUAACUUAAAUUAUACGUUUGUUAUUUACGCUCGAUAGAUAAAGGAGCAGAAUGGCGUUGUAGAACCUACGUAGUGCACUAUGUGCCCAACCCUACAUUCAGACCGGCAGAACGGCGACAGGAGGCGGAGCAAACGUGAAGUGGGCAGAGACUGCAACACUGCGUACUUCCAUGGCAUCUUUCGCCUGCCGGUGUGAACUCAGGGCGAUCAGCGACUCGGCCGACAAGAGGCGAAAAAUCGCUGCCGGACUGAAGUAGCUUAUCAGAGCAAAAUUGACUAUUGGGGUCAAAUUAGGGGCAAACAUGGUGCCCGAAUGAGCACCCCUCAUUUUUUGGAACCUGUCUGAGUAGCUAAAACAAACAGUAUUUAUUAAACAACACCAAACGUA
Trichomycterus rosablanca is the source of this 1241-nucleotide messenger RNA. RefSeq names its product SERTA domain containing 2a (gene sertad2a). The record is from RefSeq and is a predicted model, not a curated record. Gene Ontology annotation, cellular component: nucleus. Gene Ontology annotation, molecular function: transcription regulator activity. The coding region runs from base 149 to 796 and encodes 215 amino acids. NCBI's taxonomy places the organism in Eukaryota, Metazoa, Chordata, Actinopteri, Siluriformes, Trichomycteridae. The transcript is spliced from 2 exons.